Trifolium pratense (red clover) is the source of this 3457-nucleotide messenger RNA. RefSeq names its product glutamate receptor 3.3. Lineage: Eukaryota; Viridiplantae; Streptophyta; Magnoliopsida; Fabales; Fabaceae. Gene Ontology annotation, molecular function: G protein-coupled receptor activity; glutamate-gated receptor activity. The transcript has 6 exons. Gene Ontology annotation, cellular component: plasma membrane. Bases 381 to 3209 code for a protein of 942 amino acids. The record is from RefSeq and is a predicted model, not a curated record. Gene Ontology annotation, biological process: G protein-coupled receptor signaling pathway.
AAGAUUUGGCUGGGUGAUGAUGAUGGCUAAGUAAAUCAAAUAUAGUAUGCUAAUAAUUAUUAUAAUAAUUGCAAUUAGCAAAGGCAGGUGAACGUGAACCCCACUCCCUUUCCCAUUCCCACCCAGGUAAGGUAAGGUGUGUGUGUCCUUACUUUUUGUGCUCUUUUCUAACAAUAAUAUCAUCACCCCAUUUUUGGGAAAAUUUCAUUUCUAUUUCAUAGUGUAAUAUUUUUUCAUUCUUCAGACCAACCGACAUAACACACACACAUACUGCUUAGAAGUUAGAUGCUACAUAGUACACCAGUACAUAGAUAGAUACACUUUGCGUGUCUUUAAGUUUUCCAUUUUCUCAUAAUACUUGAACAAAAUGCAUUUCAUAAAUGGAACUGUUUAGUUUACAAUUUUUAUAUAUGAUGAUGAUGAAUUUGUUUUAUUAUUAUUGGGUGUUGGUGUUGGUGGUGGUUGUGCUCCCCUAUUAUUUGGGAGUCAAAGGAGUUUAUUCAAAUUCAACAACUAUUUCAAAUGUCUCAUUUUCAAGACCCUCCGUUGUAAAUAUUGGUGCUAUCUUCACCUUUGAUUCCUCCAUUGGUAAAGUUGCUAAACUUGCCAUGGAACAAGCUGUUAUAGAUGUCAACUCUAAUUCCUCCAUUCUUCAUUCAACUCAACUUGUUCUUCAUAUGCAAACUUCCAAUUGUAGUGGUUUUGAUGGCAUGAUUCAAGCUUUGCGGUUCAUGGAGACGGAUGUAAUUGCUAUAUUGGGACCACAAUCUUCUGUAGUUUCUCACAUAGUAUCCCAUGUUGCAAACGAGCUUCGUGUUCCUAUGUUGUCAUUUGCAGCAACAGACCCUACACUCUCGUCUUUGCAAUUCCCUUUCUUUGUCAGGACGACACUAAGCGAUUCGUACCAAAUGACAGCUGUUUCUGAAAUAAUUGAUUUUUAUGGAUGGAAGGAAGUUAUUGCUAUUUAUGUAGAUGAUGAUUAUGGACGAAACGGUGUGUCUGCGUUAGAUGAUGCGUUAGCAAGGAGGCGUUGUAGAAUCUCCUAUAAGGCAGGAAUCAAAUCAGGACCUGAUGUUGAUAGAAAUGAAAUCACCAAUUUGCUUGUGAGUGUCGCAAUGAUGCAGUCUAGGGUUAUUGUUGUUCAUACACAUUCUAAUUCUGGAUUUAUGAUCUUCAAAGUUGCGCGAUAUCUUGGGAUGAUGCAGGAGGGUUAUGUCUGGAUAGCCACAGAUUGGCUUUCCACUGUUAUAGAUUCUGGGUCUCUUCAUUCAGAGACAAUGGAUACUCUGCAAGGUGCGCUUGUUUUGCGCCAGCAUACACCCGAUACUGAUAGGAAGAAAGCGUUUUUAUCCAGGUGGAACAAGUUAACCGGUGGUUCCUUGGGGCUAAAUUCUUAUGGCCUCCAUGCUUAUGACUCUGUUUGGCUCGUUGCACAGGCUAUUGAUAAAUUUUUUAGUCAGGGUGGGGUCGUUUCGUGUACCAAUUACACAAGUUUGCAUGAUGAUAAGGGAAAGGGAGGUGGUCUUAACCUUGAUGCCAUGAGCAUAUUUGACAAUGGAACACUUCUGUUGAAAAACAUAUUGCAGAGUGAUUUUGUUGGAUUAUCAGGUCCAUUGAAAUUUGAUUCAGAAAAAUCUCCUUAUCGUCCUGCCUAUGACAUCAUUAAUGUUGUUGGAAAUGGUGUUCGUCGAGUUGGCUACUGGUCUAACUAUUCUGGUCUGUCAAUUGUAUCUCCUGAGACGUUGUAUGCUAACCCACCUAAUAGAUCAAGUGCAAACCAGCACCUUCACACUGUGAUAUGGCCCGGAGAAACAUUAUCCAGGCCCCGUGGAUGGGUCUUCCCAAAUAAUGGCAAACAAUUGAGAAUUGGUGUGCCUAUUAGAGCCAGUUUCCGUGAAUUUGUCUCACCGGUGAAGGGAACUGAUAAUUUUAAAGGGUUUUGCAUUGAUGUAUUUAUAGCAGCUGUAAACUUGUUACCAUAUGCCAUUCCUUAUCGAUUUGUGCCAUUCGGAGAUGGCCUAAAAAAUCCAAGCUACACAGGACUUGUCAACUUAAUAACCGCUGGUGUUUUAGAUGGUGCUAUUGGUGACAUUGCUAUUGUCACAAACCGGACCAGGAUUGUAGAUUUUACACAGCCAUAUGCUGCAUCUGGACUUGUUGUGGUUGCCCCUUUUAAGAAGAUCAAUUCCGGCGGUUGGUCUUUCUUGCAGCCGUUCACUCCUUUUAUGUGGAUUGUGACUGCUUGUUUCUUUUUCUUCGUCGGGAUAGUUGUAUGGAUUUUGGAACACAGGAUAAAUGAUGAGUUCAGGGGUCCACCUAAACAACAAAUUAUAACCAUAUUAUGGUUUAGUCUGUCGACUCUAUUUUUUUCCCACAGAGAGAAUACAAUGAGUACUCUUGGUCGUGGUGUGGUACUCAUAUGGUUGUUUGUGGUUUUGAUCAUUAAUUCCAGCUACACUGCAAGUUUAACAUCCAUACUCACGGUGCAGCAGUUAUCUUCAUCUAUCACCGGAAUAGAUAGUUUAAAAGCUAGUGAUGAACCUAUAGGGUUCCAGGUAGGUUCAUUUGCGGAACGUUACUUGACUGAAGAUCUUGGAAUAUCCAAAUCUAGACUGAUUCCCCUUGGUUCGCCAGAAGAAUAUGCCAAGUCACUUCAGCUUGGUCCUAAGAAAGGAGGUGUCGCUGCUAUUAUAGAUGAACGACCCUAUGUUGAAAUAUUCUUAUCAACCCAAUGCACAUUCAGGAUUGUAGGUCAAGAGUUCACCAGAAGUGGGUGGGGUUUUGCAUUCCCUCGGGACUCUCCUUUAGCGGUGGAUUUGUCAACUGCUAUUCUACAACUUUCAGAAACUGGUGAUCUGCAGCGGAUUCAUGAUAAGUGGAUGACGCGAAGCAGCUGUAGUUUAGACAAUACCGAAAUUGAGUCAGAUCGACUUCAACUCAAAAGUUUUUGGGGUCUAUUCAUCAUUUGUGGGAUGGCUUGCUUUAUUGCUCUUGUCAUACAUUUUUUGCAGAUUAUGUUACAGUUAAGGCAUUCGGCUCCUUCUGAACCAGGUUCUAAUGUUGGCCCAAUUCGAAGAUUUCUUUCACUCGUUGAUGAGAAGGAAAGUCCAUCAAGGAGUGAAAGAAGAAAGAGGAACGGAGACGAAAUAUCAGCUGAAGAUCAGCUUGGAAGACAACCAAAGAGGCUACAAAGAGUAACAGCAGCAUAGUUCAAAUCAAACAAUAUACCUUUUGAUGCCUUUGUGUUUAUGUCUGUACAAAUUCCAUUGAUUCUAGUUCUAGUUAUUCUAGUUAUAGCAUUAUACUUCUUACACGAUAUAACUUGGAAGUUUUUCAGGGAAUGUUACCUGAUUUACUUGUACUAUUACAUUCAAUAUGGGCUAUAAAACAUAGACCAAACCAUCUUCAAUAGUUAGCACAAAUUUAAAUACCAAUAAGAAUGUAUAUUUGUAGUGAG